AUGGCGGGCGUGAAGGCUCUGGAGGGCAGCCCCAGGAAGAAGCCUGAUGCCAAGGCGCUGAAGAACUCCGUGGUCACAGAUCCUGCCCUGGGAGGCGGCGAUGAUGCUCAGAGGCAUCUCUUGGCAGCUCCAGACUCCCUGCAGCAGCUGGGCGCUCCAGAUCAGGCAGCAGCUAUGGACCAGAAAGCAAUCUCUCCUCCUCUCUCCCCCUCACCAGAGAAGGACCCCAGCAGCAAAUCCGCCAUUGCCAUCCAGUCAUGGUGGCGGGGGGUGCUCACCCGGCGAACGGUGCGCCAAGCGACGCUCUGCGUGCUGGUGAUCCAGAGGUGGUGGCGCCGGGUCUCAUUCUGGCAGCGGGAGGAGAGGCGGGUCACGGUGCUGGCAAUGUACGUGAGGCCCAUGAGAGCUACCGUCCUCCUGCAAUCACUGGUCAGGAUGUGGCGUGCAAGGAGCCAGUACAAGAAGUACCAGAGGGCAGUCCUGGUCAUCCAGAACAAGUGGCGGCACUACGCCUGCCGGAGAGAGGCUGCAGUGUUUGCAGGGAGCAGCCUGGCAGACGGGGGGGUGGACCUGAACAUUGAGAUUAUUGUGGGUUAA
This is a messenger RNA of Trachemys scripta elegans, 597 nucleotides long. It is a transcript of the gene IQCF6, whose product is annotated as IQ motif containing F6. The transcript has 2 exons. Bases 1 to 597 code for a protein of 198 amino acids. Gene Ontology annotation, molecular function: calmodulin binding. The record is from RefSeq and is a predicted model, not a curated record. Lineage: Eukaryota; Metazoa; Chordata; Testudines; Emydidae.